CCUGCAUGUUUCCCUUUAAGAUGUUAAGUACUGACUACAGCGCUUUCAUUUCGGAGAGAGAUGCACUGCUCCGGGGCUCGAUGGCUCAUCCUACCCACAAGUAGAAGCUGAAGUAACCAGGGGGCAGAACAACUUUUGCCAAGUUGUUGACGGCGGCUUAAAUGUUGAACAGGAACUGGACAGGCUGGAUUACAGGAGUUUAUCCAAGAGGACAAAACACAUUUCCACUAAAGACCAGAGUGUGUGCCAUGCAGUGGUGAUCAGCCCUGAGCAGAGCUGAAGCACAGGCCAGAGGAUGGAGCUGAAGGUGUGGGUGGACGGAGUGGUGCGCGUGGUGUGUGGUCUGUCCCAGGAGACCUCCUGCCAGGAUGUGGUCAUCGCUCUGGCUCAGGCCAUCGGUCAGACGGGUCGCUAUGUGCUCAUCCAGAAAUUGAGGGACACAGAACGACAGCUUCUGGCCAACGAGCGUCCGCUGGAGUCUCUCGCCAAGCUCGGCCAGCACGGCAGCGAGGUCCAGUUCUUCCUGCGACGGACAGGCCCCAGCAGCAGUGACCCCCCGGGCUCCGAGCGCAGCCUCACCCUGCCCAAGCCGCCCUCGACCUCCGAGCGCAGCCUCACCCUGCCCAAGCCGCCCUCGACCGAAGGCGACCCCCCGAAACGCAGGGAGCCCAAGAAGUCACUCACCUUCAACCUGGGCCCCUCCAGCUCGCCCCGGGCCAAGCCCAAACAGGCCCGCAAGUCCCUGCCCGAACUGAGGGCGUCCCCUUCCCCUGUCCCCCACACGCCCUCACCGCCUCCGCUGCCGGCCUCCGCUGGGCCCUCAAAAGAGGAGGCGUUCCGGCAUGUUCGGCAGCAGCAGGAACGCCUGGCGGCCCUGGAGGCCCAGCUGGAAACCAUGGAGCAGGAGAGCCGGACGUGGGAGCAGCCGUCGCCGACGCCCCCGGGCCCCGGGGAGCCCCCGGAGGGGGAGCUGGAGCGCCUGGAGGAGAUGCUGCAGCGCAACCAGGCGGAGCUGGCGCACGAGGACUACUGGCAGGAGGAGCUGCGCGUGGAGGUGGAGCACGAGCACAACAUGCGGCGGCGGCUGGGCGAGCUGCACGCCAAGCUGGACGACUGCGGACGCCGCCUGCAGGACUUCAACGAGCGCGCCGACCGCCUGGAGCUGGAGCUGCGGAAGGAGAGCCAGGCCGCUGCUGCCACGGCGACCGCCGCCGCCGCCGCCUCACCAGAGGAGUCCGUGGGUGUGGUUAAAGUGGAGCUCCAUAGCCGACAGAGGCAAGGGGUGGAGCUAGAAGCGGAGUUAAGCAACACAGAGAGCGCGCUGGGGAAGGCGGAGUCACUGUUGCAGGCGCGGCUGGACGAGCUGGAGGAGCUGAAUAAGGAGCUGCGCCAGUGUAACCUGCAGCAGUUCAUCCAGCAGACGGGGGUGGUGCCGGCCCACUCCAGCUCCCGCUCUGACCUCACCGAGCAGCUGGAGCAGCACAUGGAGCUGGCGCAGCUGCUGCAGGAGCGCUACAACAUGAGGAGCCCCAUGUUUCCACCGCUGGAGUCCCCUCCGCGCCCCACUGCCAAGCACUUCCUGGGUCACCCGCGUAACCUCCAGAACCCGCUGGUGUCCAGCCUCAACCCUGAGGUCCUCACAUCCAGGGAGUCUUCAUGGAGGUAAAACCUGGACCACUGGAAUGUGGAUUUGUUCCCUUUUGUGCUUAAUGACCACAUCUAUUUACCCCAUAUUGUGCUACUGUCUGUCCAUCUUGUUGUAACCACAUACAUAUAUAAACUGUACAUAGAAAUAUAUAUUUACAUUUUGCUACAUUGCAAAGUAUGUAUCUACUGUAAGAUAUGACCAGAAAGUUUAUUAUCUUUAGAACUAUGUCUUGUAUUUAAAUACAAUAAAGAUGUGCGCUGUUGUUUUAGAUAA
This is a messenger RNA of Clupea harengus (Atlantic herring), 1921 nucleotides long. RefSeq names its product Ras association domain family member 7a (gene rassf7a). Lineage: Eukaryota; Metazoa; Chordata; Actinopteri; Clupeiformes; Clupeidae. Gene Ontology annotation, biological process: signal transduction. The record is from RefSeq and is a predicted model, not a curated record.